AUGGCGGCCAGCCCUUCGACCCCCGGAGCUGCCACCGCGGGCGUAUCGGCUUCGGCCUCGCACCUCGGCGCGGAUCCAAGCAUCGUCCGCCGCCUCUCGCAGGUGCGCAACAUCAUCCUCGUCCUCUCGGGCAAAGGGGGCGUCGGCAAGUCUUCAGUCUCGGCCCAGCUCGCCCUCUCUCUCUCCUCGACGCCCAUCACCGACGACGAUGGUCCCACCACCGGACCCUCGUCGUCCUCCUCACCCUCCUCCUCAUCUCCCACUCCCUCCUCAACGCCGCGCACGCCGAGGGUGGGCAUCCUCGACAUCGACCUGACGGGUCCCUCGAUACCGCGCAUGCUCGGCCUCGAUGGCCAGACGGUCAAGCAGUCGUCCGACGGCUGGGUCCCCGUCUACACCGACGCGUCCCAGUCGCUCGCCGUCAUGUCGGUCGGCUUCCUCCUCCGCUCCAAGAACGACUCGGUCGUCUGGCGCGGCCCCAAAAAGAAUGCCAUGAUCAAGCAGUUUCUCGGCGACGUGCGGUGGGGCCCGCUCGACUACCUCGUCAUCGACACGCCCCCGGGCACCUCCGACGAGCACAUCUCGAUCCUCGAGUACCUCCGCACCUUCCAGCCCUCCGCCGUCAUGGUCACCACCCCGCAGGCCGUGUCGCUCGCCGACAACCUCCGCUCCCUCGACUUUACGCGCAAGACCAACCUGCCCCUCCUCGGCCUCAUUGAAAACAUGAGCGGGUACGUCUGCCCGCACUGCGAGGAGUGCACAAACGUCUGGGGCAAAGGCGGAGGAGAGGCCCUGGCGCAGAGGGAGCGCAUCCACUUUCUCGGUCGCAUCCCCAUCGACCCGGGCCUGGUCAGGGUGCUCGACGACGCAAAGGAAGAGGCCCAGGCCAAGGUGCAGACCCAGAACGGCAGCGACGCCUCGGCCGCGGCGGAAAUCAUCAACCAGCCCCUCGACGCACAUGAGACCGCCGCGACGAGCUCGGCACCAGCAUCAGCAGCCGCAGCAGCACCAGCACCAGCAUCAGCACCGGUACCAGCGUCAGCGGCAGCGGCAGCACCAUCGGCAUCGGCAGCGGCAUCAUCGACCGGUCAACACGACGACUCGGCCACCCCAGCGGGCACCAUCCUCAGCCGCACCACGAUACAGAGGUACCGCGACAGCCAGACGUUCCCCAUCUUUCAAAAGAUCACCGACCAGAUCCGCGACCUGGCGAGGCAGCACCGCAACUCGUCGGCCGCGGGUCAGUGA
This is a messenger RNA of Pseudozyma flocculosa PF-1, 1248 nucleotides long. RefSeq lists its product as uncharacterized. Gene Ontology annotation, molecular function: ATP binding; ATP-dependent FeS chaperone activity; 4 iron, 4 sulfur cluster binding. The record is from RefSeq and is a predicted model, not a curated record. The coding region runs from base 1 to 1248 and encodes 415 amino acids. Gene Ontology annotation, cellular component: cytosol. The transcript has a single exon. Gene Ontology annotation, biological process: iron-sulfur cluster assembly. NCBI's taxonomy places the organism in Eukaryota, Fungi, Basidiomycota, Ustilaginomycetes, Ustilaginales, Ustilaginaceae.